Molecule: messenger RNA, 4465 nt
Organism: Cryptococcus deneoformans JEC21
Lineage: Eukaryota; Fungi; Basidiomycota; Tremellomycetes; Tremellales; Cryptococcaceae
Exons: 7
Coding region: 53-4030 (1325 amino acids)
Biological process (GO): endoplasmic reticulum to Golgi vesicle-mediated transport; protein localization to phagophore assembly site
Cellular component (GO): cytoplasmic vesicle; phagophore assembly site; TRAPPIII protein complex
Source: RefSeq, a predicted model, not a curated record
UUCACCUCUAUGGGUUUGGCUUUCAAUCUAAUUGGCACCCAGCAAGCUUUCAAUGCCGUCGCCCCCCCUCUCCAUCCUCCAGUCUCUUUCCCCGCGAAUCGCAGUCCUGACUUCCGAAGAUGUAGUUAAAUCAUCAAAAGAGAACGGCUGUGCAGGCCUCCACGAGCUCCUCAGGCCAUGGGAGGGUGGGACAGAGAGAGUUUCGAUAUUAUCAACAACGCUUACACCCACAGUACACCCCACGUUCCCCGUGCGCUUCGUCUCUUAUGACACUGUUUACACAAACCCCCCUCGCUCGGCACCAAGUCCUGACAUACUUGUAGACAUAAUAAGUAGCGUAGUAGGAGCCAAGAAACCCGAGGAUGAACAACACUAUCCCCUGACGCGAUCUCUCCUUCUCUCGUCAAGACCCGUCGCACCGUAUGAAACAUUCAAUCACCCUGUUGGAGUCCUGUUCGCUGUCUCCACAUCCACUCCUGACCCUUUAGGGGCACUCAAUAAGCUUCAUGCAAGAACGAUUGCACCUUCAGCUCAAAGUUUACCUUGGCUAGAUGGACACACAGUACUGAGGUUCUAUGUAGUAGUCCACGAUGUCAGUCAAAUGGGAGACGACAUGACACCUGCGCACGAGCUCCUCGCGAGUGUUAAACGAGCGUAUGGGCCCCAUUCAACUUUACUGGUCAUCAACUCUCAGGUCGACCGUCGGCCAGAACCACCAUCACCCGAUACAUCCACUCACCCUGCCAUCAUCGUCCCCCGCCCAUUCACACCAGAGAAUGUUAAUCCAUCAGCUCUGUCUCAGGUCUAUGCUUCAGCUCUGUCGUCCUUGACACUAUCGCCCAUGUCCGCUACCUCUCCCUCAAUGAAGGAUGACAAUGGCGAACUAAAUGGCUUAGACAAGCCCAGGAAACUGUAUGGGUCAAGACUAACAGCCGAAGAUACCCAACGUCUCGCUGCCCUGGUCCGAGAGCUAGUUGUGCAGAGUCUUGUACCUUGGAUGGAGGCGCGGAUAAGAGAAUGGAGUGAGAUAUAUCACAAUAACCGGCGAGGAAUCACUGGGCGUUUAUUCGGGGCGGGCAGGAAAUUUUUUGGCAGUCGACCCAAUAGUCCAGCUACGAACGCUGUGGGUUACAAUGCCUCUGCAGGUUACUACUCCCUAGCUGCAGUAGAAGCAUUGUCGAGACGUCUGGCCGACUUUGAAUUCAUGCUACGAGAUUAUCGCUCGGCUGCGAACAUUUAUGACUCUCUUCGACGAGAUUUUGCACAGGAUCGAGCGUGGCGGUAUGCGUCUGCUGCCACAGAAAUGUAUGGCCUCUCCCUACUCCUUGCACACUCCUUUUUCUCCCCCUCUAUUCCCCCUACCACAACGCCGAUUCCGUUCACAAACUUGCAGCAUACGGAAAUCACAUCGUGGCUUGAGCAAGCUGUCAUUUCCUAUCACCAGUCUGGGCCGUCCUCGCAGAUACAAAUCGAUGCUCUUCGAAUCACUGUGCUCUAUUACGAAGCUUGGAAAGCUAUUAGAGAAUGGAGAGGCGUCGGGGCCGCGCUGGUCAAGGGUGCCGGGGAGGCGGACGAAGUUCCUAGUGCAGUGUUGAUCGAGGAAGCAGCUGUGGCCGAUACAGAAGGUGGAAAGAGUGGCAAAGGAAAGAGAAGAAGCGCGUUCCAUUUGAUACUGGCAGCUAGGCGGUAUGAGACCGCUGGACUAAAAACGUACUCCCGGAGAUGCCUCGAUCGCGCAUCACAAAUAUAUCGAUCAACCCCAUGGACCGCGGCACAGGAUCGUAUCGAAUAUUCACUUGGUCGACAAGCGUACACGCUGGGAGAAAGCGAUGUCGCCGUGGAGCACUUUUUGAGGUUACUGAAAAAGGAGAACACAGGUGUACCAGGUUCACAAGCUGGUCCUCUGCAGGACAUGGCAUUGGCGUACGAGCAACUGCGUGUCCAUCCGGAACUUCUAGAAUCAUCCAAGGACAGACUCCAGCUACCCACCCCAAUCUUUGAUGUAAAGAAGACGCGCAUUAUAACAUCAUUUUCAUCUUCAUUUGAAUCCGGGCCAUCGAAGGACAACUGGGCACAAUUGGAGGAACAAGCUUUGAGAAGCUGGGACAGAAAAGGGAAGAAACCCUCUAAUUUGCUGCCGGACGAGAAGAGAAAUAUCGUGGGCACAGACGAAUCCUUUAUUGUCGAACUGGUAGCAACCAACCCUAUAAACGCACCCUUGUUCCUUUCGGACAUCGCGCUCGCUUUUAGUCCAUCAGAUAAUAUCACAGUCUCACCUGUCGACGAAAUCACGCUCAAUCCUUACGAAACUCGCGCCAUUUGCGUCAAUGUUACCGCAAAUGGUGCCAUGUCUACAACUAGCGUUAUACGUCUGUUUGGCGUCUCAUUCAGAUUCCAUAAAUUCUUUCCCUGUACCCAGUCUCUCGAAAGAAAGGGAAGACGUCUUCACGCUACCAAAGCUCAUCGUUUAACACCGACCUAUGCUUCAGAUACCUCACUCUCUCUGUCUAUUAUUCCUGAACGUCCUCGGUUAGAUGUCGAUUUGGUGGGCAUCCCAGACAGAGUGUUUGUGGGCGAAGAAGUGGGAGGUAUCAUCAGAGUUAAGAACCCUGGACGGAAGACCGUGAAGGAUUUGAAGAUGAUCUGGACCAAAGGAGUCUUGAUCAGGAGGAAAAAUGAUGCUGAUGAGUCGUCGACGAUGACAAUAUCAAACAGGAUAGAGAACAAUAAACCUUCGAUUUUACUGCCUGAAGAAAUUCCGGCGGGUCAAACAAAGGACAUAGCUAUCAUCCUCAGCGGUUUCAAGCAAGGUCAGAUCAACUUGUUAGGCCUGAUCACUUUUGAAAGCGCAGGCGAUGGGGAGAUAGUUGCGGGCAUAGUGAAAACCUGUAUCAACGUGCAACCCCUGAUGACAUUCAAGACCACGAUCACGCCCAUUGAAGCCAGUGCCAAAGAGCUUGCCUUAGUUUUGGAGGUGAUGAAUGUCUCGUCGACGGAAGUGCGCGUGGAUGGCGUACAUGGCGUUAGUGUGCUGUGGAAUGUGAAAGCCCAUGAAGUUGUGGGAACUUUACUGCCGAAUCAGACGCUUCGCUCGGUUGUCCAAAUCAAGCAAGGAGCCACAAUUGCUGAUCUAUCCCAAACAGCUGUUGUCGAGGCUUUGGCAAAACUCAUCGAAGGUCAAGCACCAGAUGAAAUCGCAGCGGACAUUCAACCGACUGUAUCUCUUUGUUCUGAACUGCCGAUUGAUACUCUACCUCAUUACUUCGCAUCCCGCAAUAUACAUCGUAUCUCCUAUUUGCGAGAGCAAUUUCCCACAAUCUCUGCCGAUUUUCUUCCCGACCUCUUUCCGUUAUUAGAUCCCCUUGAUCUCGAUAUUGUACUAUCGUACACCAUCUGUUCUCCCAAUUCCCUGCGCAAAGGCCGUCUCAUAUCCCACUCUCUACGGCCUGCCCCGUCAUUCUCCAUGGUUGAGUCUCUUCGGCGCGAUGUGGAAGCUGCUAUUGCGGGUGGAUCGAAGCAGACGCGAACGAUGUAUGAGGAGACAGGUCGAUUGAGAAGGGUGCUGAUGGCUAGCGUCUUGGAUGGGUGUUUAGGAAGAGAGGAAGACCCUGUUGAAGUUACUGUCAAGGUUGGAGAGGAUAAUGGGCCGAUUGAGCAUGAUUUCAAAAUGGGUGCUUGCAAGGUCCCAGUGGCAUUUACCAUCCACAACCGGUCUCCCAUCCUUCCCAUACGUUUCAUUCUCUACUUACCAUCCCCGUCACCUUCUAUCCCAUCUAUAGCUUCUGAACCGUCAGCUCUCAUUCCGGCUCGAUUUAUCGGCAAUCUUAUCUUUCGCGGCACCUUGAAAUCUGGCGAGACUCAUGUCCUGAAUUCGGCCGUCUGGGUCUAUAUAGCGGGUUUGAUGAGCUUGAAUGGCUGGAAUUUGAUAGUUGAGACUGGAGAGAUAGAGGUGGAUACAGCAGGAUGGAUACCGAGGAAAAUUUGGAGUAAAAAGGGAUCAGAGAAAGUUGUUGAGAUAAGAGGAUUAUGAGCUAUUUUAAUGAUUAACGAGAAUGUAUCUAUGUGAUGCAGACGCCGUUCCUCCGUCCUCAGACUCAGGCUAGUCGCAAAUUCUACUAUUACCUCCUUUUGCGUAGGACAAACUGCCCUAAAUGCUCACAGAACGCGUCGUGUGAGAAAACGGCAGACGAAUGCUUAACAGAUGUGUGCAAGGAGGCACUUGGAUGGCCCCAUAGCACUAUUUGCGAUAGCAUUGACAGUGGUGGAAUUUUGGUACAACAGUGAUCUCGUUGGUGAUAUUGGUGGUCAGUCAGGAGUGCUGUUUUAGUCUAUGAUUUUGCUGCAAGGUUAGGUGAAAAAGAGGAAAAGCGAGGUAGCUAUAGUUCAUUUUUCGUUGAUUAGCAAACCCCCCCUCGUGCGAAUGUACUUCUUGUGAGAGCGCCAGCCACCUGCUGGCCAAAACAAG